This is a messenger RNA of Photinus pyralis (common eastern firefly), 1789 nucleotides long. RefSeq names its product abl interactor 2 (gene Abi). The transcript has 6 exons. The coding region runs from base 171 to 1646 and encodes 491 amino acids. NCBI's taxonomy places the organism in Eukaryota, Metazoa, Arthropoda, Insecta, Coleoptera, Lampyridae. Gene Ontology annotation, molecular function: SH3 domain binding. The record is from RefSeq and is a predicted model, not a curated record.
ACUAAUCCAUCCGAUUUUGUUGACAUUUGUCAUUUGGUAGUCAUAAGUCAUUAAAAAGGUAGUCUAGGAUUAAUUAAGAUUUUAAUUUUAAUGCUAUAAUUACCUAGUUCCAUUAAUUAAAACAAAGUGUAAAUAAGGGAAAUGUUUAAGUUUCAACAAAGAAAUCUGUAAUGAAUAUAGGAUAUUACGCCCACGGAAGUCCUAGUCGAGAAUCGGGCGUUGUUAGUGAUUGUGAUACGAUGGCGGAAUUAGCUGCACUUUUAUGUUCCGAAAUACCAGAAGGGCGUAGCAACCUAACCGAUAAUCAUGGAAACUUGGAAAGGGUUGCGGAAUAUUGUGAAGCCAAUUACUUUCAGUCGGAAAAUAAGCGUGUCGCUCUUGAAGAGACGAAAAAUUACACCACCCAGUCUCUUGCCAGUGUGGCAUAUCAGAUCAACACGUUGGCGUACAAUUUCCUUCAGCUUUUAGAGCUACAGUCUGCACAGUUAGCCGAGAUGGAGAGCCAAAUGAAUCACAUCUCGCAAACUGUUAUGAUUCACAAGGAGAAGGUGGCGAGGCGUGAAAUCGGUGUGCUUACUGCUAAUAAGUCUACUACUCGUCAGUACAAAAUAAUUGCACCAGCCAAUCCAGAAAAGCCAAUCAAGUAUGUGCGCAAACCAAUUGAUUUUACAGUUUUAGAUGAUAUUGGUCACGGAACGCGUAACACUGGAACGCCUCGCCAACUAAAACAGCGAGGUUCUAGUCAAGGUAGCAUUCAGUCGAUGAUCGGUAUUGCCGCAAUGCAAAACAUUGUGGGUAAUUCAGUAGGCCCGCCGCCUACCACCAAACCACCCACCCCUCCUCAGGUUUCACGUACAAACAGCAAGGUGUCUGUUUCGGGGGGAACACUAAGUAAAGGUUCCAGGGAGUAUCGCACACCUCCAGCCGUUGCCCCACCACAAGUUCCGAGCCAUUAUGCUCCCAAUUACCCCAUUGGGCACCCUCGAAGGUCGAGUGAGCGGGGUCCAGGCUACAGCACUUUGCCAAUGGCCCCUAAUCAACACCAGCCAAUGUCGCCUCCUCAAGUAGGUAUGGUACACCCCUUAAACUCCCAGCAAGCGCUACAACAGCACCCACAAACACCACCCCCGCCUCCACCUCCAACGGUUGUUUCUUACGUUUCGGAUCAUCACAUGUCUAUGCCACCUCCACCAUCUCCACUUGUGACUCAAGAAAUGACAUUGCCAGAUUUAGACAUGCGACAGUCUAUCACUUUGCCUCAUCACGCACCACUUCCACAGGGAGGUGUUGGCAUGAACACGCUCUCCCACCAUCAACGUUUAUCCCGAAGCAGCGGUGCGCAGUCGCCUCCCUUACCGCCUCCACCCCCACCGGAAGACGAGCACGAAGCAUUCGGACGACCUCGCGCGUCUGGUGUUAUGCCGAUCGUGCCGGAUGAGGAGGAUUUGCCGGGGUGGGUUCCCAAGAAUUACAUCGAGAAAGUUGUCGCAAUUUAUGAUUACUACGCGGAUAAGGAUGAUGAACUGAGCUUUCAAGAGAGUUCGGUUAUUUAUGUUUUAAAAAAGAACGAUGAUGGUUGGUGGGAAGGUGUUAUGGAUGGUAUAACUGGAUUAUUCCCCGGGAAUUAUGUUGAGCCGUGUGUGUAAUGGAUUAUUAUAAUUUUUAAGCAGUGGGUUUUAUAAGGAUGCAUUUGUAUAAAAUUUUUGUAGAAAUAUGAUGUACUCAUUUCGUAUUCCAUAUGUAUUUGCUAUGCAAUUCAUUACAUUUAUCAAUAAACUUUUAUAGACUA